GAUGAAAGACAUCACUGAAAAGCUAAAGGACCAGACUACUUGGUUGAAGCAUCUUGUCUUGCUAAGACAACUCUGUCCUACUCGUGCUAGCAGAGGAAGCCCAUUGAUGACCCCAUUCUCAAGAAACUCCAGAGAAGGUCCAGAAGAAGAGUCUUCUCUGCUGCAGUGCUGGACUUCUGGAACAUUUCCCAUCCUAGGGUGAGAUUUGUCCCCCCUCUCCUAUCCUUCUGAAACAGCCUGACGACCUGGCCCUGCCAGAUGACCUGGGGACUCAACAGGAGUGUACAUCGUUGAAGGUAGUUACUGAACUACUUCGCUAACUUCAUCUCCCCCCUGCCCUUCUGCUCCCUCUCUGUCCGUCUUUUUAAUUCUAAUUUAAUUCCAUAUUAUUGUACUUCUCUUAUUUAUAUUGUUUAUCCCUUUGCUAUUGUUAUCUUUAUAUUUUUAAUCUUUUUUUCCAUUUUGUUGUUGUACGGUGCCCAGAAUUGGCUCAUAGUGAGAUGGGCAGCAAAUAUAUUUAACAAAUAAAUAAAUAAAAUAAACUUGCUGGGAUUCUUUAACAGCAAACUCAGACCUCAGGCCCAUAUAAAUUACAAACACUAACUGUUUGGCUAGUUAAGUCCUCAAUUUAACAUAAUACUGAGUGUAUUAUGUUUUUGAAGAUUAAUGCACUCAAUUUUUCUAAAGUGCCCUCUGUACAAUGCAAACCUGGAAUUGUCUGAUUCUUGGUGCUCCUUACAAUGCAAAACUGUUCUAAUGAAUAGUUAAACUUGAUCAUUCUCUUAUUUUAUUCUUAGCGUAUUAGAAAGCUAUGAAUAACUACAAUCACAGUCUAAUUACAAUGAUUGAAAAUAGCCAUCCUGAAGAAUACCGAAUUUCAUCACUCGUCUUCUACAGCUUCAUUUUUACAACUGGGUUAAUUGUAAACAUUACAGCUCUCUGGGUCUUCAGCUGUACCACCAAGAAGAAAACAACAAUAACUAUCUACAUGAUGAACGUUGCGUUGCUUGACUUGUUGCUUAUAUUCACCUUGCCUUUUCGAAUGCAUUAUUAUGGGAAACGCUCUUGGAUCUUUGGAGAUGUCUUCUGCCGGGUUCUUAGUGCUUUCACUAUUUUUUAUCCCAGCAUUGCAAUAUGGCUGUUAGCUUUUAUAAGCAUUGAUAGAUGUCUGGCUAUAGUUCAACCGAAAUAUGCCAAGGAACUCAAGAACACAAACAAAGCUCUGAUGGCCUGCACAACACUUUGGAUCAUAACUCUUGUGACAACUUCUCCACUGCUUUUCUUAUAUUCUGAUCCAGACAAAACUUCAAAUUUCACUAGCUGCACAAAGAUGAUGGAUAUUAUCUACCUAAAGGAAGUCAAUGUAUUAAAUUUUUGUCGGUUAAUAUUUUUUUUCUUGAUUCCCAUAUUUAACAUGCUUGGUUGUUAUCUAGUCAUUAUUUAUAGCAUAAUUCGUGGAAGAAUUUCCAAGCUGAAACCAAAGGCUAAAGAAAGAUCGAUCAGAAUCAUUGUAACACUAAUUAUCCAAGUGCUUGUAUGUUUUGUGCCUUUUCAUAUUUGUUUUACAUUUCUGAUGCUCCAAAAUGGAGACGUAAGCUACAACCCUUGGGGAGCAUUUACCACCUUCCUCAUGAACCUCAGCACAUGUCUAGACAUAAUCCUUUACUACCUAGUUUCUAAGCAAUUUCAGGCCCGAGUUAUCAGUGUUAUGCUUUAUCGUAAUUAUCUUCGAAGUGUUCGGAGAAAAAGUAUGCGAUCUAGUAGUGUGCAUUCAUUAAGUAAUAUUAACAGUGAGAUCAUAUAAAGUAAAGCAAUACAAUACAAAUACAAAUA
Molecule: messenger RNA, 1833 nt
Organism: Thamnophis elegans (Western terrestrial garter snake)
Lineage: Eukaryota; Metazoa; Chordata; Lepidosauria; Squamata; Natricidae
Gene: GPR18
Product: G protein-coupled receptor 18
Exons: 2
Coding region: 812-1804 (330 amino acids)
Biological process (GO): phospholipase C-activating G protein-coupled receptor signaling pathway; positive regulation of Rho protein signal transduction
Cellular component (GO): membrane
Molecular function (GO): G protein-coupled receptor activity
Source: RefSeq, a predicted model, not a curated record